Molecule: messenger RNA, 1890 nt
Organism: Solea senegalensis (Senegalese sole)
Lineage: Eukaryota; Metazoa; Chordata; Actinopteri; Pleuronectiformes; Soleidae
Gene: opn8c
Product: opsin 8, group member c
Exons: 4
Coding region: 42-1445 (467 amino acids)
Biological process (GO): G protein-coupled receptor signaling pathway
Cellular component (GO): membrane
Molecular function (GO): G protein-coupled receptor activity
Source: RefSeq, a predicted model, not a curated record
GGUCUGGCUGCAGUGGCGCUGCUUUCCCUCUGUGACUCCAUAUGUACGAGGCCCAGUCGCAUUCGUCCCAACCUAAUCAGCUGGUCCUCUAUGUUGUCAUAGCGACACAACCAGCCUCUAUAAAAGCACGGCCAACCUGCAUGCACACACGUCUCUCCAUGUCAGACAAGUCUACGUGCAAGUUUGCCUGCAGUGGAAACCAGGAACGGCGGAAACCAAUGUCUCUGGGAUCCUCUGAUGACAACCGGACCGAGUCUGCCUUCACCUCCAAACUGACCCCAGCUGCUGACAUAUGUGUGGGACUGGCCAUCCUCUCAGUGGUUCUGCUCUCCGUUUUGGGCAACGGGCUGGUCCUGGUGAUCUGUUACCGCAGGAGGAAGAAGAUGGUGGGCUCCGAGCUGCUGUGCGUCAACCUGGCUGUGGUGGACUUCUUCUGCUGUAUCUGCUUCUACCCGCUCUCCAUCAUGUCCUCCUUCAACCACGCGUGGCUGGGGGAGAACAUCACGUGCGUGUACUACGGCCUGGGCUGUUACAUCUUCGGCCUUUGCGGCAUGUUCACCGUCGCCGCCAUCAGUGUCACCAGAUAUUUGAAGACCUGCAACAGCUUUUUCUACGCCUGGCUGGACGGUGCCAACCUCCGCAUCAUGUGCGCUGUCAUCUGGCUGGUUGCCACCUUGUGGUCCAGCUUCCCUCUCUUUGGAUGGGGCGAUUACGUGCCCGAGCCUUACGGCCUGUCCUGCACCGUAGCCUGGAAGGGUUACCAUACGUCGGCAAAGGAUGCCUUCUACGUCAUCUGCUCCUUCGCCUGCUUCACCCUGGUCCCCGUCCUCCUCAUCGUGGUGUCCCAGUGUCAGACCCUCUACAAGGUGUCCCGCUUCUCUGACACGCUGUCGGCGAGAGGCAUCCGCAACAACCUGCGGCGCACCGAGAAGCGUCUCUCUGUGAUGUUCUUCUGCAUCAGCCUGGGUUUUGUGAUCGCCUGGGCACCGUACGCCAUCGUCUCCUUCCUUUUCAUUUUCCACAAGGGCGACUGGUACAUGGCCCCCGAGGGCUUCGUUUUCCCGGCCCUCUUCGCCAAAAGCUCCCACAUCUACAACCCGUUCAUCUACUUCUACUUCAACAAGACGUUCCAGCGGGAGCUGCGUUGCCUGUACCUCUCGCUCUGCUCCAAGCUGGGGGGAAACCGCGUAGGCGUCCACGUUGCCACCGUCCCUCAGCCCCCGUUCCCCAUUCACAUUCAGCUCCAUGAACGGGGUCGCGUCAAAAAGCCCAAGACCCAGGACAGAACUCACAGUAAGAGCAAAAGCAAAAGCAAAGUUCAGUGCACCAGUGACAAUGGUGUCAUCGGCAGGCCGGUGUACACCUGCUGGGGCUCCACGUCCAAGAACUCGUCCAACAUUUUGAACACUAAACCUGCCGAACACUGUCUGCCUGUCUCCAUAUGAACUGUGCUGCUUAUAUACAUGCACAGGGAUCUUUGGUUUGAAGACUACGUGAAGGCGACAAUCAUGAUCCCGUCUGGUCCUGUUCUUAUGCUGCUGACGAAUUAGAAAUGAUCUUGUGUAAAGUACCUUAAAGGGGAUACUUGAGUGAAAGUACAAGUAUCUUACCAGAAAAUUACUUUUUUUAAUAAUAUCACUUAAGUAAAAGGCUGAAAGUCUAUGACAUUUACUGAACUUAAGUAUCAAAUGUACUUUUCUGAUAUAAAAUGUACUUAAGUUUCAGAAGUGAAAGUAUUUUUAAAAAAAGUGAGGCGUUGGGGUUGAGCCAUUGUGCCUCAGUGAUAGGGUGAGUUGUCUUUCAACUGGAUGGUUGUGGGUCCAAUUCCUAGCUCUGCUAGUGUAUGUGUGUCCUUGAGCAAGACACUUAACCCCAUGUUGCAGAACAUGA